GCGGCAGCAGCGUCGUGGGUCGGUCCACCUGCCGUCAGUCAGCAUGAGUCCGCCGUCCGCGUCGGGUCGCCACUGGGAGGUUCGCCGAUAGUCGUCAUGAGUGGUGAGUCCGUGGGUGAGGCCGUGGGGUACACCCAGUGUAUCAACCAGACUAAGGGGAACCAAAGUGACUUAUUCCUGACUUUCUGCCAGCCAAAUGUUUCCGGAGCGAUUCCAGACGAUAUGGAGCCGGAGCUCCGGGUCAUGGAGCAGAUCGUCAGCAUCGUCGUCCCGGUUCUCUUCGGAAUCAUCAUCAUCCUCGGGCUCUUCGGGAACGCCCUCGUGGUCAUCGUGGUGUCGGCCAACCAGCAGAUGAGAAGUACUACGAAUCUCCUUAUCAUCAAUCUCGCCGUGGCCGAUCUCUGCUUCAUCGUCUUCUGCGUUCCCUUCACUGCCACGGAUUACAUUCUACCCUUCUGGCCCUUCGGCGACACCUGGUGCAAGAUGGUUCAGUACCUCAUAGUGGUAACGGCCUACGCGAGUGUGUACACUCUGGUGUUGAUGAGUCUUGACCGCUUCCUCGCCGUGGUUCACCCCAUAGCCUCGAUGUCGGUGAGGACGGAGCGGAACGCCAUCAUGGCCAUCGGUAUCACUUGGAUCGUCAUUCUUCUCACAUCCAUCCCUGUCUUCCUUUCUCAUGGCGAAGUCACGUACUAUUACUCUUCAACCGAGCACACCGCCUGCGUCUUCCUCGAGAGGGACCCAGUCAACAGGCCCGACGGCUUCAACAAGCCCGCCUUCCAGGUCACGUUCUUCGCCACGUCCUACGUGAUUCCGCUGGCUCUGAUCUGCGGCCUGUACCUGUGUAUGCUGAUGCGACUCUGGCGGGGUGUGGCGCCCGGGGGGCAUUGUUCUGCGGAGAGUAGACGGGGCAAAAAGAGAGUCACCAGGAUGGUGGUGGUGGUCGUCGCUAUCUUCGCCAUCUGUUGGUGUCCAAUACAGGUGAUACUGGUACUGAAGAGUGUAGACCGGUACGAAAUCACAAACACUUCGGUGAUGGUGCAGAUUGUCAGCCACGUCCUGGCUUACAUGAACUCAUGUGUCAACCCCAUUCUGUACGCCUUCCUCUCUGAGAACUUCCGGAAAGCGUUCCGGAAGGUGAUCUACUGCGGGCCGGAUCGAGGCCACCUGCCCGGACACAUAAACGGCCGUCCGGACCAGGAGAAGUCGGCGCUCACCAAGACGACCCGGACCAACGACAUUUUAUGAGGUGUUAAACCGAUAUAAAAGUUGGUUCAGCUCGCAGUUUACUUACCUUUGUAAAUAAACUUAAGACCGUUUUGUUACUUGUUUUCGCUUUAAAAUUAGUAAAAAAUAUGGACUUAAAGAAAAAUGUGAUUAUGUAAGUUUCUAAAAGGACAUUAUGGUAUAUAAUGAACUUGAAUCUUUGUAUUGUGGUCAAUUGAGUUGCUCACUUUAUCAUCGUUAUCAGUGUAUCAAAGUCAUAGGCUGUUUGUGUUGGCUGUUAUCAGUGUUUACUGUUUCGUUGUUACUAAACAUGUUAUCAAUAAUCUAGUGGCAAUUUUCUAUUCAACUCUGUGUUGUUUUUAAACUCAUUUGCAUUUUUGAACCCGAACUUUAAUAUGACACGAACUGAUGUGAGUCUUAUUUGUUGAUAUAAUGCAAAGUUUCCUUACUAACUUGUUAAAUAUUUAAAAAGUAAGGAACACACAAGGUUAUAAAGAAAUCAAAAUAAACAUAUUUUACUCACAAGAAAUGCACAAUCUAUUUAUUCUUUAUAUUAAAUAUCAAUUUCAAACAAGAUAAUUAAAUUUUUAUGUAAAAAUAGUUUAUUAAAACAAAUGAGUAUGUAUAAAUAAAUAAUAUAUUUUAAAUAAAUAAGAAUUGUUGUAACAUGACGCUUAAUCAACCUAUCAAAUGGUGUAUUAUUUUUAUAAUCUACAUCUGUAAUGCCUUCUCAACAGAAACACAAAUUUUGUUGAACCCUUAAGUUACCAGAGUGAAAAUAAAUUCCCUGAGUAUUAUGUUCCCAUUGUAUACGUACCACGUUCGAUUGCACGACUCUACGGGUCAGAAAUGCUCAAUGACGUCGUCACGGUCUCGACCAAUCAGAGGCGAGACUGAGCCCCGGAUUCUUCUGAUUGGCUCAGACACCGUGGGACUCCACCAUUGUAUACAUCAAUGUGUGUGUCUUUAUAUACUCAUUGCUCGGAUUAAACCUGUUGUACAGUUCUUGUAA
This is a messenger RNA of Homalodisca vitripennis (glassy-winged sharpshooter), 2239 nucleotides long. Its product is annotated as allatostatin-A receptor-like. Gene Ontology annotation, molecular function: G protein-coupled peptide receptor activity. Gene Ontology annotation, cellular component: membrane. The transcript is spliced from 4 exons. The coding region runs from base 97 to 1248 and encodes 383 amino acids. The record is from RefSeq and is a predicted model, not a curated record. Lineage: Eukaryota; Metazoa; Arthropoda; Insecta; Hemiptera; Cicadellidae. Gene Ontology annotation, biological process: neuropeptide signaling pathway.